Messenger RNA from Cordyceps fumosorosea ARSEF 2679, 987 nucleotides. RefSeq lists its product as hypothetical. The record is from RefSeq and is a predicted model, not a curated record. The coding region runs from base 1 to 987 and encodes 328 amino acids. Lineage: Eukaryota; Fungi; Ascomycota; Sordariomycetes; Hypocreales; Cordycipitaceae. The transcript has 2 exons.
AUGCCUGGCAACGAGGUGAUCUUCGACGGUGACGGCGAUGCUCGGCUGCACGUCGGCGCCGGCCGCUCCGCCAAUCCGGCCGUCUUUACCGUGUGCUCCCGGGCGCUGUCCCGGGCCUCGCCCGUGUUCGACAACAUCUUCCACGGCGACGGCGACGCACCGCAGCGAGACUGCUGCCCCUCCAGCGAGGGCCCUGCGCUCUCCGACCGCCUUGUCGUCGAGCUGCCGCAUGACGACCCGGCUGCCCUCGCCCUGCUACUUUACGCCGUGCACGCGCGCUUCGACCAGGUCCCGGCGCGGCUGCCGACGGACGCGCUGCACGCGCUGGCCGCCGUCGCGCACAAGUACGGUGCCACGGCGGUCCUGCGCCCGUGGACCGCGUCGUGGACGCGCCCGCUCGCCGCGGAGCCGGACGACGGGGGAGGCGCGGCGCUGGUCAAGGCCAUGGGCAUCUGCUGGGUGCUCGGUUGCCGCGAGGGCUUCUUCCACGCGGCGGCUGCGUUUGUCGAGCGCGCACCGGCGCCCGCGCUGGACGACCUGCAGAUCCCGCCCGACACGAUCGAGUACAUCUUGUCCGUGCGGCUCGAGACGAUCCGGCUGCUGUGCGGUGUCCUCCGGGAGAUGAUCCGGAACCUAAUCGUGGUGGACGAGGCGCCGAGGUGGUGUAGGCACGCGACGUGGUUCGGCCACCACCGCUGCGAGUCGAUGAUCCUCGGGUCGCUGGUGUCCGGGCUGUCGCGCGCGGGGCUCUGGCCGCUGCCGGAGGCGGAGGAGGUCAAGGGCAGCGUGCGGGAUCUGCGCGCGAGGCUCGACGGGGUGGAGGUGCAGGAUAUUGGACGGGCCGGGGGGGAGGAGGAGGGAGGAGACCAUGGCGAGUGCAACCCGAGUCAGCACCUGAGGGACGCGACGAGGGAGGUCAUGGAGGAUGUGCCGAGGAGGUUGGAGAGUAUCAUGUUCAAGACGGGGCAAUUAGAUUUGUCAAAGUAG